Molecule: messenger RNA, 2662 nt
Organism: Gadus macrocephalus (Pacific cod)
Lineage: Eukaryota; Metazoa; Chordata; Actinopteri; Gadiformes; Gadidae
Product: E3 ubiquitin-protein ligase TRIM47-like
Exons: 2
Coding region: 1451-2530 (359 amino acids)
Molecular function (GO): zinc ion binding
Source: RefSeq, a predicted model, not a curated record
UGUUCUGGCUCCACCCCAGAGACGAUAAAAACCUGAUCUGCAAUCAAGCCCCGCCCCUCAAUGGAAAAUUACCGUCUACCAGACGUCAGCCAGAUUGCAUGUUUUACAUUCUGAUUAUGGGUUAGGGUUAGGGUUAGGUCCAGCUCCAACAGUUCGUUUGGUUUUCCUUUGCAACUUGAUUGCAAGUAACUUAGUUACUGCAACCCUAUAGGUCUAUAAUGUCAAUCUUAUUCUCUCCUUUGUUCUCUGCAGGCUUAAUUGGUUUAAAAAGGAAUAAAAAUUAUUCUGCUAGACUAAGUCGUGGGUGGAUGGCUUUGGAUGGGUUUCUUUAGACCCUGGAGCAUUUCUCAUUAUUUUGAACCAAACUAAUGGCUACAGGGAUAGAGUAUCAAAGAGAGGCUCCAGUUAUUGUUGUCAUGAGUUUCAUAUUGCUGUCCAGAUAACACAGGUAGAAAGGUCUUUAAUUGUCUAGUUCUGUAAUAACUGUAGCGUGAUUCAGCUGAUCCGUCACCAUAAGGUGAGUGUUUGGUUAAUCAGUCACCUGCUUGGCUACGGAGCCAGAAAGGAAAGCAGACUCCACCCAUCCAGUUGACUUGAAGGAAUAGAAGGAAAUCCAUUGACUGAAUUGCACAAAAACUAUUACUGGAUUAAUGUAAAAUAAUUCUCAGAUAAUCAAUGCACACCUUGAUAACCCUAAAUAACAACUAAACUACGAUACCAGUUGUCCGUCGAUUCAGAUUUACACACUGUUUGUCCCCGGCACGUAAAAGCUAACCACAACAUGCAAAUAUUUUAGGUUUGUUUUGCUGUCUCUUCGCUGGCAUUGACGGUGUUGUAUCUGAAUAGAGAACUUGUUGGUCUGGUUCGUCUGCCCUACCCUUAGUCACAUGAUGCAGCUGUUUUAUGAGGUGAGAGUCUGGGAGAUGAGCCUUGUAUAACUACCAGUGUUAACUCAAUAUUAAAUCACAAACCAUAAGAGCACAUUUAACCUCGGCACGCAGGGAGAGGAUUGUUCUAAUGAAAACCAAAGAGAAAAAUACCAGACUCUGGAAAGGUAAAUUCAAGUAAAUUGUUAUAGUAUUACUCUUAUUCACAGUUACAGUGAGAAAUCACAAUUAAAUCACAAUGUCUCUGAUUUUGCACCGGCUCUCAGCCUGUGUUAUCUCUUCAAAAGAUUGAACGUAUUUGAACAUAUUUGAACAAGCAUCAGGGCAUUGGAAGUAGCCUACACAGUAAGUCACACUGUGAAAAUGUAAACGUCAGUGAACUGUUUACCCCUGGAGGCGGGGCCAAGUGUUAGGGGAUGAGCCAGGACUUAGGGGAAGAGAGGAGAGGACGUAUUGUUCAGGAAACGAAACUUAAGGUUCAUAGAAACCAAGCCAACGACGUGCAGGCAGUUGGCAAACGCAUUUUGGAACCAAUAGUCUAACAGACAGAAACAACAACAAGGAUGGCCUCUGUUAAACGUUCCUGGUCUGAAGAGAACUUUUCAUGUUCAAUCUGUCUGGGUGUGUUCAGCAGCCCAGUUUCCACACCAUGUGGACACAACUUCUGCAGAACCUGUAUUAAUACGUUCUGGGAUGGACAAGUUCUGUACAAAUGUCCAGUUUGCAACAAGAUUUUCCACCCUAGACCUGAUCUACAGGUCAAUAUCCUCUUAUCAGGGAUAGCUGCUCAGUUUCCAAAGCCAGUUCGAAGCAAAAAGCAGCGAUGUGUUGAACCAGGAGAAGUUCCCUGUGACGUUUGUACUGGGACCCAGCUGAAGGCCGUGAAGUCCUGCCUUGUGUGUUUCACCUCUUACUGCCAAACCCACCUUGAGCCACAUCAGAGAGUUGCAUCCCUGAAGAGACAUCGGCUGGUCGAGCCAAUGGACCGUCUGGAAGACAGGAUGUGUCAGAAACACAAUCAAAUACUGGAGUUCUUCUGCAAGACUGAACAGGUGUGUGUGUGUCAGUUCUGCACAGAGGGUGACCACAGGUCCCAUCCUGUUGUACCUCUAAAGGAGGUAUAUGAAGUGAAGAUGGCCCAGCUGGGGAAGAUAGAGGCUGAAGUUCCACAGAUGAUCCAGGAGAGAAAACUAAAGAUUAAGGAGAUAAACGACACCGUAGAAUUGAGCAAGAAAGAUGCAAAGAAAGAGAUAGACGAUGGUGUGCAGGUCCUCACUGCUUUGAUGCGUCGCGUUAAAAAGUGCAGAGAUGAUUUCAACCAAACAGUUAAAGAGAAACUGAAAACCACAGAGAAACAAGCUGAAGACCUCAUCAAAGAGCUGGAGCAGGAAAUAGAAGAUCUGACCAAUAGAAGAUUAGAGGUGAAGCAGCUCUCAGACACUAAAGACCCCCUCCACUUCCUCCAGGCCUUCAGAUCCCUGAAGGAUCCUCCACACACCAGGGACUGGACGACGGUGGAGAUCCGUCCUCCGUCAUACGUAGGGACCUUGAGGAGAUCCCUGGAUCAGCUGGAGGAGACUCUGAACAUGGAGAUGAAGAAGCUGCAUGAUGCUGAACUGAAGAGGGUCCAGCGAAUGAAGUAGAUGUGACUCUGGAUCCUGAUACAGCUCAUCCCAAGCUCAUCCUGUCUGAGGAUAGGAAACAAGUACAUGAUGGAGGUGUAGUGAAGAAACUCCCAGACAACCCUAAGAGAUUUACACAGCAUAUAUAUCUUC